GGAGCCCCCGGGUCGGCGCGUGCGUACUCUGUACGCACCUCGUACGCAAGCGCGCGCUUCUGGGCGGAAGCAACAAGCCCCGGUUGCACGUGGGCUCCGGGGCUAUGGAGGGGGAAAUGCAGACUGAAUCGAAGAUCCGGGCUGAUUCUGGGACAGAGCCCGGCCCUAGGGGCCCCGGCUGUAGCCUCCGGCACUUUGCCUGCGAACAGAACUUGUUGUCCCGGCCUGAUGGCUCUGCCUCUUUCCUGCAAGGGGAUACCUCCGUCCUGGCCGGCGUGUACGGGCCAGCUGAGGUGAAGAUCAGCAAAGAGAUCUUCAACAAGGCCACGCUGGAAGUGAUCCUGAGGCCAAAGACCGGACUGCCUGGCGUAGCGGAGAAGAGCCGGGAGCGGCUGAUCAGAAACACAUGCGAAGCGGUGGUGCUGGGAGCGCUGCACCCCCGCACCUCCAUAACUGUGGUGCUGCAGGUCGUCAGCGAUGCUGGCUCUCUCCUGGCCUGUUGCCUGAAUGCCGCCUGCAUGGCCCUGGUGGACGCUGGUGUGCCCAUGCGGGCCCUCUUCUGUGGGGUCACUUGUGCUCUGGACUCGGAUGGGACCCUCAUGCUAGACCCUACUGCUAAACAGGAAAAGGAGGCCCGGGCAGUCCUGACCUUUGCCCUUGACAGCGUGGAAAGGAAGCUGCUGAUGUCCACCACCAAGGGGCUCUACUCCGACGCCGAGGUACCACUGCAUAAUUGGGGGUGAACACCAGGCCCUUUCCACCCCCCUGACACGAGCUCCAGCAGUGCCUGGCUGCAGCCCAGACUGCCUCCACACACGUCUUCCGCUUCUACCGGGAAUCGCUACAGAGGCGUUACUCCAAGAGCUGAGGCAAGCCAGGGCAGGCUGCCCCUCCCACCACCUCCAGCGUCAAAGAAGCCAGCAGGCCGGCCCUGCCGAGAAAAGAGUGGCUAUAGCCGAGAAAAGAGUGGCUAUAGCCGGCCCCCUGGGCAUGGGGGACGGGCACAGACCCCGCCCCACUCCAGGAAGACACUGGUAGGGUAGUGCAUUCACUGAAUGAAGCUACUCAUUCUAACAGCCCCAUGAAACCGGGACUGCAGUUAGAGUGCGCAAGCCCUGCUGGGUGCUAAGGCCUCAGCAGUGAAUGAGGCUCAGGUUCGAGGAACGGUGAGGUGAUAGACAAGUAACAGUAGUGUGUGUUGGAUGGUGGAUGCUAUUUAAAAAAUAAAACAAUACUAAAAAAAUUUUUAAA
This is a messenger RNA of Bubalus bubalis (water buffalo), 1251 nucleotides long. It is a transcript of the gene EXOSC5, whose product is annotated as exosome component 5. Gene Ontology annotation, cellular component: cytoplasmic exosome (RNase complex); nucleolus; nuclear exosome (RNase complex). The record is from RefSeq and is a predicted model, not a curated record. Gene Ontology annotation, biological process: poly(A)-dependent snoRNA 3'-end processing; rRNA catabolic process; nuclear mRNA surveillance. NCBI's taxonomy places the organism in Eukaryota, Metazoa, Chordata, Mammalia, Artiodactyla, Bovidae. The transcript has 6 exons. The coding region runs from base 105 to 743 and encodes 212 amino acids.